Vicia villosa (hairy vetch) is the source of this 933-nucleotide messenger RNA. RefSeq names its product glutathione S-transferase U17-like. Gene Ontology annotation, molecular function: glutathione transferase activity. The record is from RefSeq and is a predicted model, not a curated record. Bases 67 to 771 code for a protein of 234 amino acids. Gene Ontology annotation, cellular component: cytoplasm. Gene Ontology annotation, biological process: glutathione metabolic process. NCBI's taxonomy places the organism in Eukaryota, Viridiplantae, Streptophyta, Magnoliopsida, Fabales, Fabaceae. The transcript is spliced from 2 exons.
CUAUCAACUUUCCAUUUCCACACAUCUUAUCUAGUAGAACUAUAGUACUCUUUUCCUUUCUAAGUCAUGGCCACUACUAAUGAGUUGAAGCUUUUGGGGUGUUGGUUCAGUCCAUUUACAUGCAGGGUACAAAUUGCCCUUAACAUCAAAGGUUUGGACUAUGACAAUAUUGUAGAAAGCUAUUAUCCCAAAAGUGACUUGCUUCUUCAUUCCAAUCCUGUAUACAAGAAAAUCCCAGUUUUCAGUCAUGGAGAUAAAAUCAUUUGUGAAUCUCCAAUUAUAGUUGAGUAUAUUGAUGAAGUUUGGAAAGAUAAUGGUGCUCCCUCUAUCCUUCCUUCAAAUGCUUUUGAUAGAGCCAUGGCUAGAUUUUGGGUUGCCUACAUCGAUGACAAGUUUUUCAAUUCCAUGCGAAGUGGUUUAAUUGCUCAAGAUGAAGAAUCAAAGAAGAAACAUUUUGAGCAAGUAGAAGAAGUGUUUAUGAGGUUGGAAGAUGUGAUCAAUAAGCGCAAUAAUGAAGGAAUGGAGUUUUUUGGAGGAGAUAAAAUUGGAUUUAUUGAUAUUGGUUUUGGAUGCUUUAUAAGUUGGGUUUGGGCAACAGAGAAAAUAAAAGAAAUCAAGUUGCUUGAUGAAGGUAAGACUCCUGCUUUGGUUAAAUGGGUUGAAGCUUUUUCUGCUCAUCCUGCAGUAAAGGGAGUUAUACCAGAAACUAAUAAACUUGUGGAGUUUGUAAAGGAUUUUGUGCAAAGUUUGGUUGAUGCUUCCCCUAAGUAAUUGGGAAUGUGAGAUAAUUUUACUUUUCAAAAUUGUUAUCUAAAGUCCUUUAUGUUCCCUACCUUAAUCUCAAGUUAUUUAGGACUUGCAUGAUUGGCUUGUAUGUAAUAAUUGAAAUAAAUACAUCUUUAAAUAUAAAUAAAUUAAUAAUGUUUUCCAAAA